AUGAAAUAAGUUAAGAUAUUAAUACUUAUUUUCUCUUUAACUCUAUUAAUUGCUUAUGCUUAACCUAACAACUUUUUAGGUCAUCAUAAAAAUCAAUAAAAUGACCUAAAUUCUUAAGAAAUUAGCGAAUAAAAAUCAGCACAAGAAGUUCCUUCACCUAUAAAACCAAACUUAAAUAGCUAAUAAGAGGGUUAAGAUGAUUAAUUAGGAGCAGAAGGCUAAGUAAAUGAAAGAAAUCUCUAAGGAGGAUAAUAAGGAGGUAGGCCAGUACAAAAAGCCUCAGAGGGAAAAGGAGCUAGAUCAGGCUAAGGAAGUCAAGAAGGCUAAGGAGGAUAAUAAGGUCCAGGAGGCUUCGGAGGUUCAGGAGGAUAAGGAGGUCCUGGAGGAUAGGUUGGAUAAUAAGGUCCAGGAGGCUUCGGAGGUUAAGGUGGAUAAAGAGGAUAAUAAGGUCUAGGAGAAUAAGGAUAAUAAUAAGGUUCAGUAGGUGAAGGACUUGAACAAGGAGACUUAGGAAAUAUACCAGAUUCAGAAGAUCCAAGAAACUAAGGAGGCAUACCAGAGCAGUAAGGUCCAGGAGAAUAAAGGGGUAGAUAAGGAGGCAAUGCAGGAAGACCAGGACAAUAAGGUGUAGGAGGUAGACCAUAGUAAGGAGGUGUAGGAAGUGAAAAAUCUAGACCAGGACAAGGAGGUCCAGAAGGCUAAAGAGGCAUACCAGGAUAAUAACCAGGAGGAUAAGGAACACCAUAAGGACAAAUGCCUUGA
Molecule: messenger RNA, 762 nt
Organism: Tetrahymena thermophila SB210
Lineage: Eukaryota; Ciliophora; Oligohymenophorea; Hymenostomatida; Tetrahymenidae
Exons: 1
Source: RefSeq, a predicted model, not a curated record